This is a messenger RNA of Ananas comosus (pineapple), 908 nucleotides long. Its product is annotated as ubiquitin-conjugating enzyme E2-17 kDa-like. The transcript is spliced from 5 exons. The record is from RefSeq and is a predicted model, not a curated record. The coding region runs from base 154 to 600 and encodes 148 amino acids. Lineage: Eukaryota; Viridiplantae; Streptophyta; Magnoliopsida; Poales; Bromeliaceae. Gene Ontology annotation, biological process: protein polyubiquitination. Gene Ontology annotation, cellular component: nucleus. Gene Ontology annotation, molecular function: ubiquitin conjugating enzyme activity.
UUCGCUUCAAAUCAUCUCACACACACACCUAGAGAGAGAAAGAGGAGAGAGAGAGAGAGAGAGAGCGAGAGAGAGAGAGAGAGAGAGCGCUUUUCCCCAUCGCACAUCGAACUCCUCGUUCUCUCUCCGAUCGAUUCGGGUUAGGGGUUGGUGAUGGCUUCGAAGAGGAUUCUGAAGGAGUUGAAGGAUCUGCAGAAGGAUCCCCCCACCUCAUGCAGCGCAGGCCCUGUUGGGGAGGAUAUGUUCCAUUGGCAAGCAACCAUUAUGGGGCCUGCUGAUAGCCCCUUUGCGGGUGGCGUAUUUUUGGUAAAUAUUCACUUCCCGCCGGAUUAUCCUUUCAAGCCACCAAAGGUCUCGUUCCGCACCAAGGUUUUUCAUCCGAACAUCAACAGCAAUGGUAGCAUUUGCCUUGACAUACUCAAGGAACAGUGGAGCCCUGCUCUGACUAUUUCCAAGGUGCUGUUAUCGAUCUGCUCGCUUCUCACGGACCCUAACCCUGACGACCCGCUGGUGCCGGAGAUAGCUCACAUGUACAAGACCGACCGAGCCAAGUACGAGUCCACGGCCCGAGCCUGGACCCAGAAGUAUGCCAUGGGCUAGGAGAAGCAGCAGCUCCUCGGCGGAUUAUAUUGUGAGCCCCAACCUUUUAUUUGCCUAAAUAAGUACAAACUCAUCUAAAUGGAAACACUUCUUCUAAAUCUACCUUCCUCGGUUGCAUGCAAUAUGAUUUCAUGGUCCUCGUUAAGCUUCGAGUCUUUCAGUAUCGUAGUCUGUAUUAUAUAUCUGAAUCCGAAUGGCCCCUUCAACUGAGCUGCCGGAGAACUUUGGUCAUCAUACCUUUUUAUCUGCAGUGUUUCGAUCUCUUAUAAUUGUAGUAAUAGAGUUAUUUCCGUUAUUCGUGAAUUGCA